AUGGCCUCAGAUGACCAACACCAGCAACAGAUGACUAGCCUGUGCUGUAGGAUCAAUACGCUCGAAAAUGACCUACAAGUGAUCAACGAGGAAGAUUGCGUAAGACAAUGGCGAAGACUUCGACUAAAUCUUGAUCAUUGGGUGAAGAAGAAUUUCAAAGACGCUGCAAAGCUGGGUCUCCUCGAUUACAGUGCUAUGCUUCAAUUAAUUGGGACGACUACUGCCCAUUCAAAAGGUCUCGUUGCAGGCAACAACCACCAGCGUUGGGCAAUUCUUCAAGCUUGGAUUAUGAAGAUGCUCCAUGGUUACAUCUUUAUCCAGUAUUUCCCUGGACUCAGUCAGUGUGAUAAUGAGUUUUUUCUCAGCAUAGAUCAGUUGAUAUUUGAGCAAAGCGGUCUCAACACGUGGAAACAUUGCAAAUCAGGAAUCAACACAGCUCUCGACACUCUCACGAAACCGUCAAGAACGAUGAUAAUAGAACAACUUGUGGCCUAUGUUGAAAGCGAACUGGGAGAAUAUGCAACAACGGCACCUGAUAUGCGGCAGCAGCAGCUGCAUAAUAUUAUUGUCCUGAGACGACAGUUGGUCUUUCUCUCUGGCAGUCCCUUUGGAAGGAAGAUCCUUCCGGAAAUCGAUUCUGCUUGGAGCCGGAAUACAUCUGGACUGCUGCUCUUUGAAGAUGUAGCAAUACAAGUGAGUGGACGGCACUUCUAUCAGGGUGCUUACAAGGAUGAGAAUGAAUGGAUGACGUUGUGGUCGGAUUUGGGCUGGAGCAGUGAUUCCGAUGAGGAAGCUGCUACACGACUUCUGGUGCCAAUUGGCUCCUCUCGGCGGGAUGGCGUUGUUGUCAUUGCUAAUGGUUUCGAUGUCGGCAGUGUCGACCUCGGAUUCAGUACCACUGAUGGUAGGGACUGGCUCGAUGAUAACGACCUGGGUGUCGGCCACCGGCUCAGUGACCACGCUCUGAGUGACGGCUGCUGCGUCGGGACGGGUGUCCAUGUCAUCCUCGUCGGUUUCGGUUGUGACUGGCUUGUGGCUGCCUUUGUGGCUGUGCCGGUGUCUUUUUCGAGGUCUGACCUUUGGUGUUUAUUGGGUUGGCCGGUUUGGCCACGGCCGCUACCCAUGGCCGCUGCCGCUUCCCUCGGUGUUGGAUUCAAGCUCACUGGUCCUCUGCUGGCCGAAGCCGAGCCUGAACCUGAGCUGACCCCGGAUGCCUCAGAUAAUCCGGGGUUCGCGGCCGAGAGCCUCCCUUCGGCGCUUGCCGAGUUGCUCAAUGAACUUGAUGUCUGCAAGCAUGGGAUUGGCGUGAUUUCCAGUGCUCUGCAGGAGGAUCUGUGUGAAAAGGCGAAUAGAAAUGAGUCAGGGUGGAACAUUCUGGUGCAUUGCCAGAUACUGGAUGAGGCUAUCGGCGGACUGCAAAUGCGGAACCAGUUGGUAGGCUUUGCGCCUUGUACCACCGCCAAAAUCAUUCACAAAUACCUCCUUGGCAGCCUGACGCCUACGAUGGUAGACUUUUGUAUGUAUCUGGACCCGGAAAUGGAUAAAGCCGCUCUCGAUGCCAGCGAGCGGAUUCGCGAAGAGCUUCCGUGCAAAAUGAUUGACCACACAGAUUUUUAUUCUCUCCGAGGGCGGCCCAUCACUGUCAGCAUCGAGACCAAGACGCCAAGUGGAGCAAAGCCUGCACCUGCGGAGUUACAGUUAGGCACGUGGCAUGCCGCACAAUGGAACUUACUCGAAAAUAUCGUUACUCGGGCCGCCGGUACCUUUGAGGACUUGCCUUUUCUACCAGCUGGUAUUGUUAAUGGACAUGACUGGGGGUUUACCGCUACAACCAGGGCUGGGAAGAAGACGAUCUUCUGGUCAGAGAAAAGAUUUGGGUCAACCAGAGACCCCCAAGAUGUAUACAAGAUGAUUUGGGGACUGCAACGUCUUGCAAAGUGGAGUAGCGAAGUCUACUGGCCAUGGUAUCGAUAA
Penicillium nucicola is the source of this 1974-nucleotide messenger RNA. RefSeq lists its product as uncharacterized. The record is from RefSeq and is a predicted model, not a curated record. The transcript is spliced from 8 exons. The coding region runs from base 1 to 1974 and encodes 657 amino acids. Lineage: Eukaryota; Fungi; Ascomycota; Eurotiomycetes; Eurotiales; Aspergillaceae.